Orycteropus afer afer is the source of this 537-nucleotide messenger RNA. It is a transcript of the gene FAM174B, whose product is annotated as family with sequence similarity 174 member B. The record is from RefSeq and is a predicted model, not a curated record. The transcript is spliced from 3 exons. NCBI's taxonomy places the organism in Eukaryota, Metazoa, Chordata, Mammalia, Tubulidentata, Orycteropodidae. Bases 1 to 537 code for a protein of 178 amino acids.
AUGCGCACCGCGCCGCCGCCCGCUACGCUCGUGCCUCUCCUGCUGCUCGUGCUCCUGGCGGCGCCCGGCCCUAGCGCCAGCAGAGCCGAGUCCGUCCCGGCGCGGCAGCCGGACCCUGAGCGCCAGCCGCGGCCGCUGCCCGGCCCGGGGCCCUGGAACGCAACCCAAGUGGGGGCCGGGGCGGCAGCGGGAGGCUACGGCAGCUCUAACAGCAGCGGCGACGCUCUGGUGACCCGCAUCUCCACCCUGCUUCGCGAUCUGCCCACACUAAAAGCGGCCGUAAUUGUGGCUUGCACCUUCACCGCCCUGCUCAUCGCCUGCCUGCUGCUGCGCGUCUUCAGGUCAGGAAAGAGGUUAAAGAAAACCCGAAAGUAUGACAUCAUCACUACUCCAGCUGAGAGGGUGGAAAUGGCCCCGCUGAAUGAAGAGGACGAUGAAGAUGAGGACUCCACAGUAUUUGACAUCAAAUACAGAUGGGAUGACCUCAAAUUGUCAAUUAUCUUCGACUUUGAUGAGUUUUUCUUCUACUGGCUCUAA